AUGAUCGAUGAGAAUUUGCCCAGUAAGGAUAUAUGCCCGUCCCCUGUCCCCUACGUCAUCGUCCCUGCUUCGAGUCUUUGCACUUUCACAACGCGACAGCUUACUGACUCGUGUCCAGCGUUCUUUUUGAAGAACACCUCGCAGUCGCAGCAACAACCUACCAUCUACCAACGCCACCAUGGCAACGACCCCGAGCCCGCGUACUCGCUGCGCUACCUCGACCCCGACGCCCCGACCUCACAGAACCGCUACGGCGUCGCCCUAUACGACCCCUACGUGACGGGCGUGGUGUACGGCGAGGUUGCCGUAAUUCCAGAAUGGACCCAGCCCAGCUUGUCGGCCGACUCGAUUCGUGCCAACGGCGGCGCAGCACCCCCGCCUGAACCUAUCCUCCCCACGCAGUUUACCAUCCAGUUGUAUAAUCCGGACCAGCAGAUCGUUGUGCGGCACAAGCCCAAAACGUGGAAUACUCCAGCACGCUGGGAAUUUGAGAUGCCGCAAAACACCUUUCGCGUUCCAUCGGCCUCGACCCUCGACCGCACCCAGAGCGACCCCGCCGCGGCGGACAUCACGCCCAAGUUGCGGUUCAGCUGGCGCAAGGAUGGCAAGCUCUCAAAGGAUCUGUCGUGUCUCUUGCAUGGAAAGUCUUCUACGAUCCCAGACACACGCACGAAGAGUCGCGAGCCUGAUAUUACCGUCGCCCUAUUCCAGGGCCUGCGCGAGCUCACCCUCUACGAACCCAAUAUGUACCGUGUUGAGAUGGAGGACUUUAAGGGUCUCGAGGUCGCUCUACUGCUUGCAGCCGUUGCUAUUCGAGAUAUCUUCUUUGGUCCAGCCAAAGAGGCCUUCCAUAUCUCUGCGAGCGGACCCUCCCCGACCAGUAGUAAACCACCUGCCAGCGCCGGCGCUACGCCGAUGAACAGCAGACCUGGCAAUAGCCCCCAGCCCCAAAAAGCGCCUGUGGCUUCGGGAGCUGCAUUAAGUAACGGCAACCCAUCGCCGCCCCGCCUCAGUAUUCCAUUUGCCGGGACCCCGGCGCCAGAGGAGCGCCGACGACAAGACGAGCGCGCGAAACGUGAAGAAGAGCGACGGACACAAGAGCUCCUCGCGGCGGAAGAAAAAUCACGGCGCCGCCGCGAAGCCGAGGUCGAACAGGAAACCAAGCGCCUGCAGCAGAUCUACGGCAGAGAAGAGCAGCAAGCGCGCGCGCAGCGUCCCAACCCGGCGUCAUCCCUUCGACCAAAUCUCCCGCCCCGACACAGCGGACCCUCUCGUCCAUACGGCCACCAGCACACCCAGUCUGCCGUCCAUCUCCCGCCUCAAAAACAGCAGUCCCCGCGUCCGCCACACCUCUCUCGCCCGGUCCCCACCUUCGGAAACAGCCCCUACCUCAACCCCUCCGCCGCCGUGGACCCGCGUGCUCAAUCCACCGCGCAGCUUAUGCAGCCUCGUCCGCAGUCUACUGUCGGGUUUUCUCCCCAGCCUACCAGUACCGGUGCCCUCCAGCCGGGAUCUCGGCCCACUGCCCAGGUGCAGCCGAAGAAGAGCAGUUUCUUUGGGUUCCGUCGAAGCAAAGAGGAGAGCAAUGCCACCAAGCUGGAGAAAAAGCGUAGUUCUAUGUUUUGA
Messenger RNA from Penicillium alfredii, 1626 nucleotides. RefSeq lists its product as uncharacterized. The record is from RefSeq and is a predicted model, not a curated record. The transcript has a single exon. The coding region runs from base 1 to 1626 and encodes 541 amino acids. NCBI's taxonomy places the organism in Eukaryota, Fungi, Ascomycota, Eurotiomycetes, Eurotiales, Aspergillaceae.